Molecule: messenger RNA, 1013 nt
Organism: Neltuma alba
Lineage: Eukaryota; Viridiplantae; Streptophyta; Magnoliopsida; Fabales; Fabaceae
Product: ras-related protein RHN1-like
Exons: 7
Coding region: 232-777 (181 amino acids)
Molecular function (GO): GTP binding; GTPase activity
Source: RefSeq, a predicted model, not a curated record
UGGAGUAACUAACGGUCAAAACUAAACAAAACUACCAGUCUUCUCUUUCCUUGUUCUGCAUCACGUGCCCAAACGACAGUCUCGCUUUUGGUUUCUUUGAUCUAUAACACUCUCCUUCAUCCUAGCGUCUUUCUUAUGCUUCUGCAAAAUCUCUGAUCAACCUAGCGAAAAACAUGUCCAGGCCUGGAAAUAAGAUCAUUCAAGCCAAGCUGGUGGGUGCUUCUUGGGGAUAUGGGGACUGGCAAGACCAGUUUAGUGUUAAGAUUUGUAAAAGGCCAAUUCUUCCAUAACCAGGAACCUACCAUUGGAGCUGCAUUUUUCACUCAAAUAUUGUCACUGUCUGAAGCUACUGUAAAGUUUGACAUAUGGGACACAGCAGGACAAGAAAGAUAUCACAGCUUGGCUCCUAUGUAUUACCGUGGAGCAGCAGCCGCCAUUGUUGUGUAUGAUUUGUCGAGUGUUGAUACAUUUGUUCGAGCCAAAAAAUGGGUUCGUGAAUUGCAAAGACACGGAAGUCAAAAGUUGGUGAUGGCUUUGGUGGCAAAUAAAUCUGACUUGGAACAAACAAGAGAGGUUGAAUAUGAGGAAGGGGAGGAAUUUGCUCAAGAGAAUGGAAUGUUCUACAUGGAAACAUCUGCUUUGACUGCAGUGAACAUCAAUGAACUUUUCUAUGAAAUAGCAAAGAGACUCGCAAGAGUCUUGCCACCAAAACCUACUGGAGUGAAUCUUAACAAUGUUCAAGAUAGAAGAAGAAAACUUUUUUGUUGCUCAGCAUGAGCGAUAUUCCUACGUAGAUCAAGUGGCAUAAUCAUCACGGUCCCCUCACUUUCAUGUGAGAUGCCUCAUUUUCUAAAUAUCUUGAACUCCUCCGGAGGAGGUUUCUUUUUUUUUUUUCCCUUGUAAUUUACUUCUGAUUCGGACUCUUGUUCCUACAGUUUUCUUUCAAGCUAUUAUAUGCACUUUCUGAUUGUUCAUAUAGUUUUCUUUCAAUACUAGUCCUAUUGAAAUCCUCA